Messenger RNA from Aspergillus chevalieri, 906 nucleotides. RefSeq names its product aminoglycoside phosphotransferase family protein. Lineage: Eukaryota; Fungi; Ascomycota; Eurotiomycetes; Eurotiales; Aspergillaceae. The record is from RefSeq and is a predicted model, not a curated record. The transcript has a single exon. The coding region runs from base 1 to 906 and encodes 301 amino acids.
AUGGUAAGCGACCCUCCCGACAGCACAUCUUUCCAAGCAGAUAGCCUCAAAGAAGGUAAUCGGUAUCUCAAAAGAGGUCAAAAGGUCUUCCCAUGCCCUGAUCCCGUGGACAUCUCUACCCUCCCUCCUGGAAACGAAGUCAUCACCACCCUCUCCAACCGAGACGGCAAGCUGGUAGUCAGCCAUGACUCGUCCUACGUGACCAAGCUCGGUUACAGAGUGCGACGUGCCGAGUCUGAAGCGAUGAACACAGUGGCUGCACAGAAGCGUACCACUGUUCCUCUACCUUGGGUCAAAUCUACGAAUUUCAGUCCGUCUGAGCACUAUGCUUCUGAGGAAUACGGAAGCAUCAGAAUGUCUUUUAUCCGAGGUUCUACUCUGGAAUCGAAAUGGGAUACGCUGGAUCAGGAGAGCAAGGAGGCUGUUUGUCGCGAGAUUUGGGACAUUGUCUGGAGGCUUCGGAAUAUUGAACGCACGGAUUUGGUUGGUAAUAUCUAUCAGUGUGCUGCUGAUGGCACCCCCUCGAAGGGCAUACUUGAGGAUGUUCAGAAACCAGCUCGACCGUUGAUGAGUGAUGAGGAGGUGCGAGCUCGCCUGUAUGAGCGCUAUCUUCACGCCGGAGGUCAGGUCCUGAGAGAUUUAUUGCCUGAAUUACUGCCACGAUCCGAUCGCUCUGUGUUUACUCAUGGUGAUAUUGCGCCCUGGAAUGUCAUGAUUGAUGACCAGAACAAGAUCACGGGCAUCCUCGGUUGGAAAUUUGCAGGUUGGUAUCCUGACUAUUGGGAGUACGCGCAGAUCAUGAACGUUCCGUUCUCAGACUGGUCGGGGUGGAUGGAACGGACUGCGGCUCAUCGAUGGGAUAUCGACGGCAUUGAUGCUGUCAAGGAGAUCGUGUCCAAGACUUGA